Molecule: messenger RNA, 5365 nt
Organism: Scaptodrosophila lebanonensis
Lineage: Eukaryota; Metazoa; Arthropoda; Insecta; Diptera; Drosophilidae
Gene: GluRIIB
Exons: 23
Coding region: 74-5365 (1763 amino acids)
Biological process (GO): synaptic transmission, glutamatergic; modulation of chemical synaptic transmission
Cellular component (GO): postsynaptic membrane; plasma membrane
Molecular function (GO): glutamate-gated receptor activity; transmitter-gated monoatomic ion channel activity involved in regulation of postsynaptic membrane potential
Source: RefSeq, a predicted model, not a curated record
CUUCGAUCAUGCCUUCCACGAGGUAAACAAUCUAAAGUUCUUUGAGCUGCGUUUCACGACCAUCAAGCGUUUCAUGCCCACCACCGACAGCUUUCUGUUACAACAAAUAACCUGUGAAUUGAUUUCCAAUGGCGUUGCGGCUAUUUUCGGACCAAGUUCAAAGGCAUCUAGUGAUAUUGUAGCGCAAAUAGCGAACACAACCGGCAUUCCACAUAUUGAGUUCGAUUGGAAAUUGGAGGCUACGCGUCAGGAGCACUUGAACCAUCAGAUGUCUGUGAAUGUGGCGCCCACCCUCACGGUCUUGUCGCGUGCCUAUUUCGAAAUAGUCAAGACCAACUAUGAAUGGCGCACCUUUACAUUGGUCUAUGAAACACCAGAAGGACUGGCCCGCCUGCAGGAUCUCAUGAACAUUCAUGCGCUUAAUAGCGAUUAUGUGAAGCUGCGAAAUUUGGCUGAUUACGCCGAGGACUAUCGGGUUUUGUGGAAGGAAGCGGCAGAGACUUUUCAUGAACAUCGCAUAAUAAUGGAUUGUGAGCCACAGACCUUGAAGGAAUUAUUACAGAUAUCGCUCGAUUUCAAGCUGCAGGGUCCAUUUAGGAAUUGGUUCCUCACACAUCUGGACACGCACAGCUCCGGUCUGAAGGACAUUUAUAAUGAGGACUUCAAAGCAAAUAUAACCUCGGUGCGCUUAAAGACUGUUGAUCCCAAUCCAUAUGAUCGGAAAAAGACGCGUAUUAGCAAAAUCGAUGAAAUUUUGGGAAAUCAGACCAUGUUGCCCUUACUUAUGUACGACGCGGUUGUGCUUUUGGCAAACUCUGCACGUAACGUGAUUGUGGCUAUGCCGCAAUACUAUGCACCCCAUAAGUACUGUGGUCUGGGCUAUGGGAGCGUCAGUCCUUGGGCACCGGGUCGUUAUAUAGUCGAAGAAAUGAAAACUAUAUCAGAGGAUGAUGUCGAGCCACGGUUUAAGACAGAAAAUAUGCGCCUGGACGAGUUUGGACAACGCACUCAGUUCAAUUUGGAGAUCUAUAAGCCAACUGUGAAUGAACCCUUAUUGGUGUGGACCCCUGAUGAUGGCAUAAAACCCAUACGAGUGAGUGCCGAACUGAAGAGCCCUUCAACUGCACAGGAUUUUUCUGUGCAACGUAAGGUCUACACAGUCGUUACACAUUUCGAAGAACCCUAUUUUAUGAUGAAGGCGGAUCACGAGAAUUAUCGCGGGCAGGAAAAGUUUGAGGGCUACGCUGUGGAUCUGAUAGCAAAAUUGUCCGAGCUGAUGGAGUUCGACUACGAGUUUAUGAUUGUGAAUGGUAAUGGCAAAUACAAUCCAGAGACUAGACAGUGGGAUGGGAUUAUUCGUAAGCUAAUAGAUCACCAUGCACAAAUUGGAGUCUGCGACUUGACAAUCACACAGCUACGUCGUUCCUAUGUGGACUUUACGGUGCCAUUUAUGCAGCUGGGCAUCAGCAUAUUGCAUUAUAAGAGUCCGCCGGCGCCGAAAGAUCCGUUUGCAUUCCUGAUGCCCUUUGCAUCAGAAGUCUGGAUGUAUGUGAUCUUUGCACAGCUUGUGAUGACUUUGGCUUUUGUGUUCAUAGCUAGGCUUUCGUAUCGCGAAUGGACGCCCCCCAAUCCAGCUAUACCCGAUCCCGAUGAAUUGGAGAAUAUAUGGAAUGUGAACAACUCCUCUUGGCUGAUGGUGGGCUCCAUUAUGCAGCAGGGCUGUGAUAUAUUGCCCAGGGGUCCACAUAUGCGUAUCUUAACGGGCAUGUGGUGGUUCUUUGCCUUGAUGAUGCUCAGCACCUAUACGGCCAAUCUGGCUGCCUUCUUGACCAGCAACAAGUGGCAGAGCACAAUUAAGGAUCUGCAGGAUCUCAUCGAACAGGAUGAGGUCAAGUUUGGCAGCAUGAACGGCGGCAGCACUUCGCUAUUCUUUUCCGAGUCUAAUGACACCGACUAUCAGCGCGCUUGGAAUCAAAUGAAGGGCUUCAAGCCCUCAGCAUUCACCAGCAACAACAAGGAGGGCGUGGCUCGAGUGCGCAAGGAGAAGGGCAAAUAUGCUUUCCUCAUGGAAACCACCAGCCUCUCCUAUAAUGUGGAGCGCAAUUGCGAUCUGCACGAGAUUGGCAGUCAGAUCGGUGAGAAGCACUACGGUUUGGCGGUUCCUUUAGGCGCCGACUAUCGCACCAACCUAAGCGUCUCCAUACUGCAGCUGAGCGAAAAGGGCGAAUUGUAUAAGAUGAAGAACAAGUGGUGGAAAAACCAUAAUGUCACCUGUGAAGCGGUACAUGAGCUGGACGGUGAUGAGUUAUCCAUUAUCGAGUUGGGCGGCGUGUUCUUGGUGCUGGCUGGCGGCGUUCUCAUUGGCCUCCUCAUAGGUGUGGUUGAGUUUCUCUGGAAUGUGCAGCAUGUGGCGGUCGAGGAGCGUGUAACGCCAUGGCAGGCCCUAAAGGCUGAAUUCAUAUUUGCCCUCAAAUUUUGGGUGCGACGCAAGCCGAUGCGUAUAUCGAGCAGUGGGGGCAGUGGGAAGUCUUCGCGACGUUCAUCAGCCUCGAGACGCUCCUCAAAGGAAAAAAGUCGCAGCAAGACGGCCCAAGUAUUGGUCAUGAUUGUAGUAAAAUUUCUGAUGCUGUCUGCGCUGAUGUGGUCAGCAGCGGCGAAAAAUAAUGACGAGUUGUGGGUUAAAGUUGGCGCCAUUUUCUUUGGCAGCGAGUUCGAUUUGGCAAUGGCUUUUGAUCAGGCCAUUGAGGAGGUAAAUGCUUUGAAUUUCGACAUCAAGCUGCUGGCCGUUAAGCAUUUUGUGAGCAUAGAUGAUAGCAUGUUGCUGCAGGAUAUGACUUGUGAUUUGAUUGGAAAUGGUGUUGCCGCUAUUUUUGGCCCAAGUUCAAAGACGAGCAGCGACAUUGUCGAGGUGCUCUGCAACAUAUCGGGCAUUCCACAUUUACAAUACGAUUGGCAUCCACAACAAACGGCUCGAGAACGUGUCAAUCAUCAGCUGACUGUAAACGUGGCACCCACCGAGCUGUUGCUCUCCACGGCGCUCUUUGAUAUUUUGAGCAACAAGGACUUCGAUUGGAAGUCGUUCACCAUCGCUUAUGAACGGAACUCGCAUCUGGCGCGGCUACAGCACGUUCUCGCCUGGAAGCAGCUGCAUAAGAACGGCCUCAAGUUGCAGGAAUUCCAGCGAGGUGACGACUAUCGUAUACUCUGGAAGCGCAUCAAUAAUGCCCGCGAGAGAUACGUGCUGCUCGACUGCCCCAGCGAUAUAUUGACGGAUGUGAUAAAUGCCUCCGUUCCUUUCAAUAUGACGGGCGCCUUCAAUCAUCUUUUUCUGAGCGAUUUAGACACGCAUAUCAGUGGCAUCGAUCGGUUUUAUUCCCGGGAGUUCACCGUUGCAGUCGCUGCUAUGAGACUCCGCACCUAUAUACCCCCUCCAGUGCAUGAUGAGACCGAUGUGUUUGGAGGUGACGAAGAGAACAAGUUUCCUUCGCUGCGCAGUCAACUUCUCUACGAUGCGGUCGUCUUGUAUUAUAAUUCUUUAGUUCAAGUCGUUGAGCGGACAGCCUUCUACACUCCUCAAUACGGCUGUGGGCGUGGGUUUUGGCAGCCCGGUCCGCUUAUAGUUCAGCAAAUGAAGGAACUGCCCAGAAAGCAGGUAAAGCCACCAUAUAAGACCCAACGCUUGCAGAUUAAUGAGGAGGGCCAGCGCGAUGACUUUAAUAUUGAGGUCUACAAUCCACUCAUCGACCGCGUGACACAUGUCUGGAACAAAGAAUAUCAAUUGGUGGACUUUGAUAUCCUUCGAGAAAAUUCCACGCAGGCGGUUAAGCAGCGACUUUUGGAAAGGAAAGAGGAUUUCUCGCAGAAGCCCGUCCGAUAUACAGUGGCUACUCGUGUGGGAAGACCGUACUUCAGCUGGCGCGAGGAGCCGGAAGGCGAGCAUUUUGAGGGCAAUGAGCGAUUUGAGGGCUACGCGGUGGAUUUGAUUUACAAGUUGGCCGAGGAGUGCGGCUUCGAUUUCGUUUUCGAACCUGUGCCCGACAAUAAGUAUGGCAGCUACGAUGCGGCAACUGAUGAGUGGGACGGCAUCAUCAGGCAGCUAAUUGAUAAUAAUGCACAGAUCGGAAUCUGCGAUUUGACCAUCACGCAGGCACGUCGUUCGGUCGUGGACUUUACGGUGCCAUUCAUGCAGUUGGGCAUAAGUAUUUUGUCGUAUAAGGAACCACCUCCUCCGGUGGACAUCUAUGCCUUUCUCAACCCCUACGGCUUCGACGUGUGGGUCUAUGUAAUGGUUGUUAUGAUGAUUACGUCGAUGGCUUUGGUGUUGGUCGGACGCAUGGAUGCGAAUGAGUGGGAGCCGCCUGUGCUUAAUGAGCAGCAGGAGGAGGAACGUGAGAAUAUUUGGCAUCUACGCAAUGCUGUAUGGUUAGUCUUUGGCUCAAUACUGAACCAGGGCUGCGAUAUGUUGCCCCGAGCUUUUCCAAUGCGCCUGCUUACAGCUUUCUGGUGGAUAUUCGCGCUGCUCAUCUCCCAGACCUACAUAGCCAAGUUGGCCGCCUUCAUCACCUCGUCUAAGAUGACCGGCGCCAUUACCAAUCUGCACGAUCUGGUCGACCAGAAUAAGGUGCAGUUCGGCACAGUCCGCGGAGGUGCUACCUCCGUGUAUUUCUCCGAGUCCAAUGACACAGAGAAUCGCAUGGCUUGGAACAAAAUGCUGAGCGUAAAACCCGAUGCCUUUACGAAGAAUAAUGAGGAGGGCGUCGAUCGUGUCAAGCUCAGUCGUGGCAGCUACGCCUUUCUCAUGGAGACCACCAACUUGCAAUACUACGUGCAACGAAACUGCGAACUUACCCAAAUAGGCGAGAGUUUCGGCGAGAAGCACUAUGGCAUUGCAGUACCCUUAAACGCCGAAUUUCGAUCCAAUCUGAGUGUUGGUAUCCUGAAACUGAGCGAACAGGGCGUGCUCUAUAAUCUGCGCAACAAAUGGUUCAACAGCAAUGAGAGCAAUUGCGAUGCCGGCGACUCCGUUGUCGACGAUGGACAAUUCGAUAUGGAUUCUGUGGGCGGUCUCUUUGUGGUGCUCAUUGUGGGCCUGGUGAUCUCGUUUCUUAUUGGCAUUGCCGAAUUUUUGUGGCAUGUCCAACGUAUUGCUGUGAAGGAGAAGAUACCCCCCAUGGUGGCCAUGAAGGCCGAACUAAAGUUUGUCAUACGCUUCUGGCUGAAGCGCAAGCCACUUAAGACUUAUCUCACCAGUCGGGACUCGACCUCGACUGGUUACUCCUCCUUGGAACAAAUCUCGAGCACUUCCACUGCAAAAAAGAGAAAAAAACUUAAAAAGCGAGAUGAACAACGUGAGCGGGCGUGCUGA